UCUUUGCUACCGCUUAGUUUUAUUCGAACAUAUGUAAGAGAAACUCUUUGAAGCGAAAUUAUGGCUCAGUUGGAAACUAAUUAUAAUAUUUCGGAAAUGGCAAAUUUCACAGAUACACAAAAGACAAAAUGGUUAUUAAUAUCUGCGCCGAUACCAGUAUUUUUUAUAUCUAUAGUUUAUCUUUAUAUCGUUUACAUUGCUGGUCCACAACUCAUGAAAAAUAGACAACCGUAUUCGUUGAAAACGUUUAUACAGUGUUACAAUUUUUUUCAAAUUAUUACAAAUGCUUGGUUAGUGUUUAAUAUGAUGACAUAUGGUAAACCAAUUACUGCUAUAUGGAGAUUUUGCGAUUCACUCGAUGAACUUUGCGAUGACAAUAGUGAAAAGGUGUUUGAAAUAUUAUGGUGGACACUAAUGCUUAAAUUGUUUGAUUUCACUGAAACUGUAAUCUUUGUUUUGAGGAAGAAAGACCACCAAAUCUCAUUUUUACAUAUUUACCAUCAUGUUACCACAUUUAUCUGUAAUUGGUUGGGACUUAGUUACUUCAAUUAUGGUUUUCUCAUGACUAUAAUGUUGCUCAAUUGUUCUGUACAUGUUGUAAUGUAUUUCUAUUAUUUUCUGAGCACUUUUGGAUCGAGCAUGCAACGAUUUCUUCUAAUCAAGAAGUUUGUUACUAUUUUACAAAUGACACAUAUUGCAUUCAUUGUGGUAAUUUCUACACAAGGUUUUAUAUCCAGUUGCAAUACCAAGAUAAUAUACUUCUCUACAAUAAUACUUAUUAAUGGCAUGGUAAACUUGUUAUUCUUUUACAAUUUCUUUUAUCAUUCUUAUAGGAAGUCGAAAACAGCUUAA
Messenger RNA from Atta colombica, 852 nucleotides. Its product is annotated as elongation of very long chain fatty acids protein 1-like. Gene Ontology annotation, biological process: very long-chain fatty acid biosynthetic process; fatty acid elongation, monounsaturated fatty acid; sphingolipid biosynthetic process. Gene Ontology annotation, molecular function: fatty acid elongase activity. The record is from RefSeq and is a predicted model, not a curated record. Bases 61 to 852 code for a protein of 263 amino acids. Lineage: Eukaryota; Metazoa; Arthropoda; Insecta; Hymenoptera; Formicidae. Gene Ontology annotation, cellular component: endoplasmic reticulum membrane. The transcript is spliced from 4 exons.